AUGGUAGAGUUUGCCAUCAACAAUUCGGUGCAUGCGUCCACGACACAUACACCGUUUUACGUGAAUGGCUUACGCCAUCCGCGUGUACCCACCUUACUAGAGUGUAACUCUGGUUUAAGGGGGGGAGGGACUCGCGCGAGCAAAAACCGAUUUGGUUCACGCUCAUCACGCUCUGACGAGGAAGUCAUUGCGUUUGAUGCCGAUAUCGAUAACAUCGAUAUCGAAGAAGAUGAUGCCAGUGAGAGUGCGGAAGCCCUCACUGAAGAAGAUGAUCCCAGUGAGAGUGCGGAAGCCCUCACUGAAGAAAAGGUUGAUGUUGCUGCAGUGCGCUCACAGCACACUGAAGCUAACGAGUCAUCAGAUGAGUUCAUACUGCUCGUGAAACGGUAG
Molecule: messenger RNA, 390 nt
Organism: Peronospora matthiolae
Lineage: Eukaryota; Oomycota; Peronosporomycetes; Peronosporales; Peronosporaceae
Source: the annotation of a GenBank genome assembly